Messenger RNA from Naumovozyma dairenensis CBS 421, 2295 nucleotides. RefSeq names its product DNA-binding SCF ubiquitin ligase subunit DIA2 (gene DIA2). NCBI's taxonomy places the organism in Eukaryota, Fungi, Ascomycota, Saccharomycetes, Saccharomycetales, Saccharomycetaceae. Gene Ontology annotation, molecular function: Hsp90 protein binding. The coding region runs from base 1 to 2295 and encodes 764 amino acids. The transcript has a single exon. The record is from RefSeq and is a predicted model, not a curated record.
AUGCCCAUAGAUGAUUCUGUCAUUCAAAAGGCCAUUCAGUUAGGUACUACCUAUUUCCAAAAUGAGAACUAUGAAAAGGCUAAACAAGUAUUCGAAAAGGCCAUCAUUUUAACAAAAUCGUAUUCUUAUGAUGAUUUAUUGACAUUAAGAUCACAAUAUGGUUUAGAUCCUCUUCCAACCAAUGGGCAAGUAUUACCACCACCAUCUUCUUCAGCAUCAUCGUCGUCGCCGUCACCGUCGUCGUCACUACCAAAACCUCGAAUAUAUCAUCCAAAAUAUAUCAAAUUAUUAGAUAAUAGAGCUGCAUGUUGGGAAAAAAUGGGUGAAUUGGAAAAGGCAUUAAGAGACGCAACAAAAAUGUGCUUUAUUGAACCAUACAAUUUGAAAUGUUUUAUUAGAAAAGGAAAAAUAUUACAAAAAUUACAUAAAUUGAAAGAUGCCUAUAACACUUAUAAAACUGCCCUAAGGAAUGCAAAUUUCGCUACUGAUUCUUUGAAAAUUAAUGUUUCAAAAACGUUCAUUGAUAUUAUUGUACACCAAAAGAAUUUGGUUAAAGACAAAAUUCUAUCUAGUCGAACCGAUUCACGAGCUCGUCCUCUUUCAUCCUCUUCUUCAAACAGUGAUGUCAGUAAUCAAUUCAAAAGAAAAUUCAUUGAUCCAAUAAGGGAACAACGACAGCAGAAUGGUUCUAAACCGAAAAGAAUAAAAUCACAAUCUAACAUAGAAGAAUCAUCAAACAAGCCCGCGCAAAAUAUUGAUUUUAUUGCGAAAUUACCAUUAGAUAUAAUGCCACUGGUUUUCCAACAAUUCUCAACAAAACAACUGAUACAAUUAUCAUAUGUCUCUAAAACAUGGCAUAGUAAAAUAUUUGCGUUUCCUCACCUUUUUAAAGACUUUAAUCUUAAUGCUAUCUCAUUUAAACAAUUCUCUAAAUUCGAUGACUUUAUUAAAAUGAUACCAAAGACAAUACAUCGUCAACACCAUCAUCAUAACCAUGAAUCGAUCGAUAGCCAACUAAUACGAUCUCAUCCAAUUAGAACUUUACAUAUAUCAUCAAAGUCAAAUAUUGAAGAGACUAAACUUUGCAAGAAUCUUUUCACAACUCUACAAAAUAAUCAAUGUGAUAAUUUGAAAUUGGUAAUACCGAACACAACAACUCACCAUUUAGCUAGAUAUAUAAUACCAAAGACGCGAAUAGUGGAAACAAUCAAAAAGUUAUCACUAAUGAUGACAUUAAGAGCAGAUUAUGAAUAUGAAUGUCAAGUUUUAACAAAAUUUCAAAAUUUGAGAAAUCUUGAAGUACUAUUUGUUAAUUCAAUGGUACCAGUGAAUGAAUCCUUUGAUUCAAUCAGAAUUGAGUUUUUAAGUGAAAACCAAUUGAAACAUUUGGAAUCAAUUAAAAUUCUAUGUGAUUCAACAAAAAUUAGAUCCUUCCCCUUUGUAUCCCAAUUAUAUCAUAUCCAUAACAGUAACAUUAUUACUCAUUUAACUAUAACGGGUGUAACAUUACCCAAUCCAAAUGUAAAUGGAACUGUCGGAUUACCUCUUCAAGAAAAUCAAUUUAGUUGGUUGAAGAAUUUCCCAAAUUUGAAAACUUUAUGGUUAGAAAAUAAUCAAAAUGGUCAAUUAUCCCAAUUUAUGAAAUUAUUACGUGAUAAUCCUAAUUUCCAUAAUUUAGAAAGAUUAACGUUCCGUGAAUUAGCCACCCCUACAGGCUUCGGUUUAGAACCUGUACAAGAUGCAUUCUAUUAUCACUCUAAUUUAAAGGCGUUAAAGGAACUAGAUUUGAUGGGGAGUUCAAUAAAUGGGAUAGGACUAACAAGAUUAAUCUCAUACUGCUUACCAGAAGAAUUAACAAAAUUAAAUAUUGGUGAUUGUCCUUUUAUAAAAUUACAAAGAUUCCCCAAUGAUAAUGACUCUCACGUAUUAUCUUCAUCAAAAUUCUUUGAUGAUGUUUGUAUGUUGAAGGAUUUAUGUCUUUGUCAAAAUGGGUGGUUGAAUGAUAAUUCAGUGAAAUUAUUAAUGGAACAGGCCCCCAUGUUUUCUCAUUUAGAGAAAUUAGACCUUUCAAUGAAUGCAGCAAUUACUGGGGUGUCAAUCUAUGAAUUUUUAAAAGAAUUGAAAGAUCAAAGAGAUGGAGAUCCUUUGGAUUAUCUAAUUAUUGACAGGUGUGAAUCAAUAUCUCAUAUUACUGUUAAUUCAAUUAAAGCUACCCAAUUAGUGAAAAAAGUUGAUUGUGUUUAUGAAAGAGAAAAUUGGAGGAAAUUUGGAAUAAAUUCCUAUCGAUUUCCCUGA